Perca fluviatilis (European perch) is the source of this 1919-nucleotide messenger RNA. RefSeq names its product arginine/serine-rich coiled-coil 2 (gene rsrc2). The transcript is spliced from 10 exons. Lineage: Eukaryota; Metazoa; Chordata; Actinopteri; Perciformes; Percidae. The record is from RefSeq and is a predicted model, not a curated record. The coding region runs from base 143 to 1375 and encodes 410 amino acids.
AACAGGCAAAACCUGGCAACUCGGAUCAAAUUAACUGAGCUAGCUAGCUAGACAACGGCUGUUGAAGCAGCUAAGUUCCUCUGGUUUGGACAGUCAACAAAGCAGCCGUGUAACGUUAAUCUACAAAGUGUGCUUCAGGAUUAUGUCUGGAAGUGACAAUGACUCUGUUGACUUGACCAGAACAGGCUCCCCAGUUCAUCACCGAAAAAAACACAGCAUGGAGUCAUCCAGAUCUCCCAGAAGUUCCAAACACCACCAUUCAAGGUCAAGGUCACGCUCCAGGGACCGGAAACGUGACCGGAAAUACAGACGGAGUCGCAGCAGGAGUAAAGAGGCACGAAAGAGGGACUCUGAGAAGCCAUCAAAAUCACACAGAAGAACAGAUGAGCAGCAAGAGCCAGAGAGACUUUCAGCAGAGAAUGGAGAGGAGCGAUCCAGACGCAAAGACAGGAGGCCCUCCAAGGGCAGGAGCGUGUCCAGGUCACACUCACGAGAGAGACGGCCUCACAGCAAAAGUAAGGACAAGCGGCGAUCACGAUCACGCAGCCGGGACAGGAAGAAGAAGGCUAGGUCUCGCUCAGGUUCAAGGACCAAACACCGUCAUCAUAGCAGAAGUCGCAGUAAGAGCAGGGAGCGAAAGAAAAGGAGUGAGAAAGUGCGCAGAAAGAGUCGAAGCAGGUCUGUUAAUCCACCUGCCUUCAGGGGCCGAAACACAGCUAUGGAUGCACAAGAGGCCCUGGCCAGAAGGCUGGAGAGAGCCAAGAAGCUACAGGAGCAGAAGGAGAAGGAAAUGUUGGAGAAACAACAGCAGCAACAGCAGGAGAUAGCUGCGGUGACUGCCCCUAUCGCAGCAGUAGCUGCUGCAGCUGCAGCGACCACCUCAAACCCUGCCCUUAAUGUGGCGGCCCUCCUGGCCUCUGGGACCCAGGUCACGCCUCAGAUAGCCAUGGCUGCGCAGAUGGCAGCCCUUCAAGCAAAAACACUGGCAGAGACUGGUAUUGCUGUGCCCAGCUACUAUAACCCAUCUGCUGUAAACCCCAUGAAGUUUGCAGAUCAGGAGAAAAAGAGGAAAAUGCUAUGGCAGGGGAAAAAGGAGGGGGACAAGUCCCAGACAGCUGAGUUGUGGGAGAAGCUAAAUUUUGGAAACAAGAACCAAAAUGUUAAAUUCCGCAAACUAAUGGGUAUUAAAGGAGAGGAUGAAGUUGAAGCUGCCAAACCACUUAACGAUGAAGGCUUGAAGACUCUUCAGAAGCAGGAGGAGAUGUUUAGGAACCUUGACGUUCAGUAUGAAAUGGCUCGAUCGCAGACACACACCCAGAGGGGAAUGGGCCUUGGUUUCUCCUCCUCAUUCUCACGUGGAAUGGACUCGAUCUAGUGCCAACCAUUGGCCCGUCUUUGCCACUCAUCCGGGACACCCAAUUAUCGCUAGCCCUCAAGCUUGCAUGGAUGUUGCUCUGAAUCUGCAAUUUAUUUAUAGAAAACAUCUCACAUAUUGGAACAUUAUAAUGUAAAUAGCCAGAUGCUGAGUUUGUCUCAGUGUUUAUUAAUCUGUACUGUAAUCUUUGCAAAAGGAUGCAUCACCUUGACUGGUUGAUACUGGUUAAUAUUAGAUAUUUGUUUGAAUAAUGUGGUAGCUUUUUUUUUAACUCAUAUAUAUUGAUAUGUGGUUGUUUGAACAUAAACUGAAUAUAAUGUGGUUCAGUAGGCACUGUUUACAUCCAUUUAGCAAAAGGCAUCUGAAGUCAAUGUAGCAUUAUCAGAAUCCCACAGAUUCAUUUCUCCUGAUUGUGGAAAAACAAAACAGUGGGUUGUAAUACAUAUUGUCUUCAGGAUUGCUAUGGAUAAAGAUGUGCUUGACAGGAGAAAAUCACACAUAUUUCAAAUGUUCUUGAAAUAAAUUAGUUUUGUGUUGAAUAAGA